CCGGGGGGGUGGGUGGGGGAAGGAGGUUAACGUUUGCAGGUCCCUAACGGAAAGAUCCCACCAGCCAACCCAGCUCCACCACUGCUGCAUCCAUCCAUUCAUUUUUAUGUUCACCAACAGCCUAUCCCGGUAGUGGAAGGUGCAGAGAAGUGGGAGGCAGGGAGAGAGAUAGAGAGAGAAAGACACGGACAGCGAGAAUGGCCGAGAGAAAGAGGAACUGGAAUAAAGAAGAUGACCUGCCUGUGUAUCUAGCUAGGCCGGGCACGACAGCUCAGACACCGCGACAGAAAUACGGGGGAAUGUUCGCCUCCGUGGAGGGGGCCUAUGAGAACAAAACCAUCGACUUCGAUGCCUACAGCGUGGGGAAGAAGGGGUCCCGGACCCCGCGGAGCGGCAGCCGGCACGACAUGCUGGACGGAGGGGACAACUACAGCGAGACCGCCAGCGACAUCAGCGAGAUCUCCGGCUCCGUCAUCAGCUCCCCGGGAGACCGGGAGGACAAGACCCCGGGCGUGGAGAUCAAAUACCCCAUGGGGAAGGAGCUGCUGCAGGGCCAGGACAAUGGACAGAGUGACCGACUGCUCAUUAAGGGUGGAAGAAUUAUCAAUGAUGACCACUCCUUCUAUGCAGACCUGUACCUUGAAGAUGGACUUAUAAAGCAAAUAGGAGAGAAUCUGAUUGUUCCUGGAGGAGUCAAGACCAUAGAGGCGAAUGGGCGCAUGGUUAUUCCUGGGGGCAUAGAUGUCAACACUUAUCUACAAAAGCCCUACCAAGGGAUGACUGCUGUUGAUGACUUCUAUCAAGGCACAAAAGCAGCACUAGCAGGGGGCACCACCAUGAUCAUUGAUCAUGUGCUUCCAGAACCUGGAUCUAGUUUACUGACCUCCUUUGAGAAGUGGCAUGAGGCAGCUGAUACCAAAUCCUGUUGUGAUUAUGCUCUCCAUGUGGACAUAACCAGCUGGUAUGAUGGGAUUCGAGAAGAGCUGGAAGUACUCGUGCAAGACAAAGGUGUGAACUCUUUCCAAGUCUACAUGGCGUACAAAGAUCUCUACCAAAUGUCCGACAGCCAGCUUUAUGAAGCCUUUACAUUUCUAAAGAGUCUUGGGGCUGUUAUCCUGGUCCAUGCUGAAAAUGGAGACUUGAUAGCUCAGGAACAAAAGCGUAUUCUGGAGAUGGGAAUCACUGGACCUGAGGGACAUGCCCUGAGCAGGCCAGAAGAGCUUGAAGCAGAAGCAGUUUUCCGUGCCAUCACGAUUGCCAGUCGAAUAAACUGCCCAGUGUACAUCACCAAGGUGAUGAGUAAGAGUGCAGCUGAUAUCAUUGCAAUGGCCAGGAAGAGAGGUCCCCUUGUUUUUGGAGAGCCGAUCACUGCCAGCUUGGGGACAGAUGGGACACAUUACUGGAGCAAAAACUGGGCCAAGGCUGCAGCUUUUGUGACCUCACCACCUCUGAGCCCUGACCCUACUACUCCAGACCACUUAAAUUCACUCUUAGCAUGUGGGGACCUGCAGGUGACGGGAAGUGGACAUUGCCCCUAUAGCACUGCCCAGAAAGCCAUUGGAAAGGACAACUUCACUAUGAUUCCCGAAGGGGUCAAUGGAAUUGAGGAAAGGAUGACUGUUGUCUGGGACAAGGCUGUAGCCACAGGCAAGAUGGAUGAGAGUCAGUUUGUAGCUGUCACCAGCACCAAUGCUGCCAAAAUCUUUAAUCUAUAUCCAAGGAAAGGCCGGAUUGCUGUAGGAUCCGAUGCUGAUGUUGUUAUUUGGGACCCUGAUAAGGUGAAGACUAUAACAGCCAAAAGCCAUAAAUCGGCCAUUGAGUACAACAUCUUUGAAGGAAUGGAGUGCCAUGGUGCCCCACUCGUGGUCAUAAGCCAAGGGAAGAUUGUGUUUGAAGAUGGAAAUCUGCACGUCAAUAAGGGAAUGGGCCGCUUCAUCCCUCGCAAACCUUUCCCUGAGUAUCUUUACCAGCGCAUCAAAAUCAGGAAUAAGGUAGGAGGACUGCAAGGAGUCUCCAGAGGAAUGUAUGAUGGACCUGUGUAUGAAAUCCCAGCUACACCAAAAUAUGCAACUCCUGCACCCUCAACUAAAUCCUCCCCUGCCAAAAACCAGCCCCCACCAAUCAGAAACCUCCAUCAAUCCAAUUUCAGCUUAUCAGGAGCUCAGAUUGAUGACAACAACCCACGUCGUACUGGCCACCGCAUCGUGGCACCUCCUGGUGGGCGCUCCAAUAUUACCAGUCUUGGCUGAGAAAUGAUGAUGGACAGAAACACAAGGAUUAAGGAUCAUGGGAAUAAUGUCCAUUCCCUUUAAUAUCUGUGUUAUUGACCCCACAGUUUUAUUUGGUACUAACGGAAAUAAAAAACAAAAUGUCUUUU
Messenger RNA from Lonchura striata (white-rumped munia), 2377 nucleotides. It is a transcript of the gene CRMP1, whose product is annotated as collapsin response mediator protein 1. NCBI's taxonomy places the organism in Eukaryota, Metazoa, Chordata, Aves, Passeriformes, Estrildidae. The record is from RefSeq and is a predicted model, not a curated record. Gene Ontology annotation, cellular component: cytosol; cytoplasm. Gene Ontology annotation, molecular function: hydrolase activity, acting on carbon-nitrogen (but not peptide) bonds, in cyclic amides.